This is a messenger RNA of Sphaeroforma arctica JP610, 216 nucleotides long. RefSeq lists its product as hypothetical. Gene Ontology annotation, biological process: autophagy of peroxisome; late endosome to vacuole transport; protein targeting to vacuole. Lineage: Eukaryota; Ichthyosporea; Ichthyophonida. The annotation marks the transcript as partial. Gene Ontology annotation, cellular component: nucleus-vacuole junction; phosphatidylinositol 3-kinase complex, class III, type II; late endosome. The record is from RefSeq and is a predicted model, not a curated record. The transcript has a single exon. Gene Ontology annotation, molecular function: protein serine/threonine kinase activity.
GAUAAGAUAGGCGAGGAGGUCAAGAAAAUGCUUGUCGAGGACCCAUCCGGCGAAGUCAAGCGGGCGCUGCUGUCACAGAUCCCUCGGCUGUGUGUGUUCUUCGGCCGAGAGGCUACCCACGAAGUGCUGCUGUCGCAUAUGACUAUAUUCCCAAAUGACAGCGACUGGAAGUUAAGGCGCGCGCUAUACGGCGCAGUUCUGGGGCUAGGAAUGUAA